This is a messenger RNA of Diuraphis noxia (Russian wheat aphid), 911 nucleotides long. It is a transcript of the gene mub, whose product is annotated as poly(rC)-binding protein mub. The record is from RefSeq and is a predicted model, not a curated record. Gene Ontology annotation, molecular function: RNA binding. NCBI's taxonomy places the organism in Eukaryota, Metazoa, Arthropoda, Insecta, Hemiptera, Aphididae.
UUUAUUGAAAUGCAAAAUGGGAAAACUGGUGCAUCAGCGAUCGGAAAAUGUGGUAUGACUCUUCGGUUGAUUGUUCCAGCAUCGCAAUGUGGAUCUUUGAUUGGGAAGGGUGGCAAUAAAAUCAAAGAAAUUAGGGAAGCUACUGGAGCACAGAUACAAGUGGCCUCAGAUGUGCUUCCUCAAUCUACAGAAAGAGCUGUUACAUUAACUGGUACAAGAGACUCAAUAACGCAGUGUAUAUUUCACAUUUGUGCAGUUAUGGUGGAAUCACCUCCUAAAGGCGUAACAAUACCGUAUCGUGCUAAACCUCAGAUGGGUGCACCAGUUAUACUGGCUGGAGGACAAGCAUUUACUCUAGCAAGUGCAGGAUCCGCAGCUGGUUGUGAUGUAGGCACCAUGAUGGUAGGUGGUGGCCCAUAUAACGCUCCAAUGCUUAUGGUUCCUCCAUCGCCUAGUGCUGCAGCAAGUCUAGGCUUGAUUGAUCCACUGGAUUAUCCUCUACUGAAAAAUGCAUUCGGACCAUCACAACUGGGAAAAUUGACUGGAAAUCCGUUAGCCGGUCUUGCGGCACUUGGACUUGGAAGCUUGGGAGGACCUGCGAAUUCAUUUAAUCCAGCAGCAUUGGCGGCAUUAGCUGGCAGCCAGUUGAGAUCUAAUGGUUCUGGAACCAAUAUUAACAAUAGAUCUGGAGGCGGUCAACAAACCCACGAAAUGACUGURCCAAAUGACUUGAUUGGCUGCAUCAUUGGCAAAGGAGGAACUAAAAUCGCUGAAAUUAGGCAAAUCAGUGGAGCAAUGAUACGGAUCUCAAACUGUGAAGACCGCGAAGGAAGUGCAAGCACGGAUAGGACCAUAACGAUAACUGGAAAUCCAGACUCAGUGGCUUUAGCUCAGUACUUAAUCAAUAUGAG